Molecule: messenger RNA, 1293 nt
Organism: Papilio machaon (common yellow swallowtail)
Lineage: Eukaryota; Metazoa; Arthropoda; Insecta; Lepidoptera; Papilionidae
Product: tetraspanning orphan receptor
Exons: 7
Coding region: 169-1134 (321 amino acids)
Cellular component (GO): lysosomal membrane
Source: RefSeq, a predicted model, not a curated record
AUUGUGAAUUGCAAAUGUCAGUGUAAAAUGAUUUUGUGAGUUUUUAUUUGUGUCUGCUUAUCUUAUUUGAAUAGACAUACUAAACAUUAUUUAAUCUUACCCGUUUAUCUAUAUACCUUUUUUGUUAAGACAGGACGCUUUUUUCUUCUCUAAUCAGAAGUCACUAAAAUGCUACGUCUCCGUCCCAAGUUGGGAAGUGACCGCAACAAUGAAUGGCGUUGUUGCUUCUGUCUGCAUGUGCGCACCGGUACCAUCUUGCUUGGUACAUGGCAUCUGAUGCUACAUUUGGUAGCUUUGGGAUUCCUGGCGGCAAUCGUGCGCGAUCCCCGUCUGCUUGAGGAGCUAGAGCGUGACUCGGCGCCUGCGGACUGGGGCGAGUUGGGUGCGGCCAUGCCCACUCCGCUCUCCAACAUCGAACCGCCGCCCAGCCCCUACCCGCAGCACGGCUCCCAGCCCCGCGACUAUAGCUUGAUUUACAAUGAUGUGGAUCUUGGUGCACUGGUUACCCUGUGUACCCUGGUGAUCACCCUCUUCCUGAUCUAUGGAGCUUCCCGAGGCAAGCCAGUCCACCUGCUUCCCUUCUUCUGCCUUCAAAUAUUCGACUUUGCUAUCACUGUCAUGACGGCGACUGGUUACCUGUGCCACUUGCGCUCCAUCCACCACCUGAUCGCUGAGACGAAGCGUGUGCCAUGGCGCGCACAGCUGCUGCAGCUCUCCACACCCACUCUCACGCUUAUCGUACUCGGCGCCAUACUGCUCGCUAUUCUCAUCAAGUUGUACUGCCUGCGCGUGGUGUGGCGCUGCUUCAAGUACCUGUCGAUGAUGUCGAUCCCCGCGCUGAGCCCGUUCGUGAUCUCCAGCGAGGCGGCGAGCCCGGGCCCUGUGCCCUACGCGCCCGCGCCCUACUCCAGCCUGUUGCCCGACUACGAGGAAGCCGUCAAGCAAACCCCCCCGCCCUCCUACCGUGCCGCCACGCUCAUGGCUGUCGUCGACCCUAAUGUGGCCACUGCUGAAGUAUCCGCCGCCCCGCCCCCCGCAGCCCCCGCAGUCCCCGCAGCCCCUGCAGCCCCCGCACAGACCUCCACUGACACAGUCGUGAUGCUGCCGCAGCAGGGGGCACACGUGCGCGUCUGAAUCUCUUCACUAACAUUUACAUACGGCAAUUGCCAUUAUCUAAUUGUUCGAGUAGAAAAAAAAAAACAAAAAAAAAUAAUACAUGUUCUUUAAUUUAUUGAGAUAAGGCAUUUCAAUGGAAUUCACUUGUUAAUCUAAAAUUAUCACGAAUCUUUCUAA